Anneissia japonica is the source of this 7149-nucleotide messenger RNA. Its product is annotated as neogenin-like. The transcript has 32 exons. Gene Ontology annotation, biological process: axon guidance; cell-cell adhesion. Gene Ontology annotation, cellular component: axon; plasma membrane. The coding region runs from base 75 to 6002 and encodes 1975 amino acids. The record is from RefSeq and is a predicted model, not a curated record. Gene Ontology annotation, molecular function: protein binding. NCBI's taxonomy places the organism in Eukaryota, Metazoa, Echinodermata, Crinoidea, Comatulida, Comatulidae.
UUGAACCAUUGCAGCCAUUGUACUUUAGAGUUGAGCCUGUCGAUGUCACCGUGAAACGUGGCGAGACGUUCACGAUGAACUGCUCCGUGAAUCAGAACGAUGCAGACUAUUUUUGGAUGAGAGACGAAGAGGCGGUAAGCUUCUCCGAUCCUUUGAAAACAAUUUUACCGACCGGUUCUUUGCAAGUAACGGUACCAGCUGUCCGGCAGUCAACAGAUACCACCUCUGGCAGCUACCAAUGUCAUGCCACAGUCAACGAGAACACAAUUGUAAGCCAAGUUGGGAAUGUUCAAAUAGCAAGUCUCACUAUUAGUGGAAGCUCAAGCAAUAAGAAUGCAGAUGUUGGUGACACUGUGAUAUUACAAUGUGAAGUUCUAAGCCACCCCAAGCCAACGAUUAAUUGGAUAAAAAGUGGUACUAUAGUUGAUCCUGAGCAGAGUGAUGCUUUUGCAAGGUUUGCCAUCCUACCAAGUGGCAACCUCGAGAUCAGAGAUGUGCAUACCUCAGACUCUGGUGUAUACCACUGUCAGGCAGAGAACAGUAUGGCAGGAAUCUCCAAGACUGGCUCUGACAUCACUCUCACUGUCAAUGAUGAUGGCAUUCCCCCAGUAGAAGACCUCUCUUUUAUCGUAUCUCCUCCAAGGAAUGUCUUUGUGAAUCUUGGAGACAGCAUUGUACUAGAGGUUGCUGUUGAUGGACCUGCCACAUUUACAUGGUUCAAGAAGAAUGAAGAAUUGUUACUUCAAUUUGACAAUCACUAUUCGCUGGUAGGUCAAGGAAACCUUCGUAUUCAAAAUGCUGUAGAACUGGAUACAGGUUUGUACAGAGUACGUGCAAGUAAUAAUUUAGGAGAUGUGGAAGCAGAGAUUCAAGUUACAGUUAGAGUUCCACCUCGCUUCGUAAAGCGCCCUCAGUCAGCGUAUGCUCGAGAAGGGUUGAGCACUCAGUUUGAAUGCAGCUGGUACAGUGUUCCACGGCCGACCAUAACCUGGCUUAUGGACGGUGACCCGAUUCCAAAAGAGAACGCUUUUAGGAUAGAACGAAAUGGAGAAGUUGGAGAGACGUUGCGUAUUAUCGGUGUCAAGCAGUCUGACAGUAAAUACUACCAGUGUAUUGUCUCAAAUGAAGUCGGUAAUAUCAACGCUGUUGCGCAACUGAUAGUUGUUCCAACAGGUGUACCAAUUCCGUCCAUCCCUCUGCCAUUUAUUUCCACUACUGCAAGAGUGAAUGUUCCAACUACUUCGCCCCAAAAUGCAGGACCUACAGCAGCCCCGGGCGCUCCGGUACCCAGCGUUCCCGAAUCGGUUGUAGAGACAUUGGUAUCCACACGUGAGAUUUCACUUGGAUGGAGGUCACCACGAAACCCAAAUGGAAACAUUUUGACGUAUACAGUCAGGAUUGGCGAACCCGGAAAAGACAGACCUAGAAUCAUCAAUACAACAGCUCCUGCAUUAACUUCUGCCACAAUCAAAGACCUCAUUCCAGACACACUCUACGAGUACUCCGUGUGCGCAUGGAAUAGCCAUGGGCGUGGAGAAUGCACAACAACGGCAACUGUCAAAACACAGCAAGAAUUACUACCUCCCUCUGAACCAAUGAAUUUGGCCGUCUAUAUUCUGUCCUCAACAAGCGCCCGGCUAACAUGGACCAGCUCGGAGGUCGGAGCCAAUACUGUGAACAAGUACAAGAUCUACUUCCGUACCACAGAUAACCAGGAACCACCGAACGUACGGGAAACAACCAAUGUACAAGAUCUUACCUAUGAUAUCUUAGGAUUGAGGCCUAAUACGAAUUACACGUUUUACAUUGGUGCCAUGAAUGUACACGGGGAAGGGUUGCCUUCAGCUGAAGUGACACGCCGCACCUACUCUGAUGUGCCAAGUGAAGCGCCCUCUGGAAUCACAAUCGAAGCUAUUAGUCACAGUGAAGCAAUUUCUCCGAGUGAGCUGAUGGUCUAUUGGGUGCCCCCACCACCAGAAACUACCAAUGGCGAAAUCACCGGAUAUCGUCUACGGUACCGCAAAACUCAGAAUUCAGGAGGGGCAAACACAGUGUCGGUUACUGUAGUUUCUCAACACCGUCUCGGUGACUUGGAUCCAGAUACGGAAUAUGAAAUAAAACUUCUGGCUGAGAAUAACAAUGGUAGUGGCCCCUAUUCCAAUUGGGUGACGGGUAGGACAUUGCCGGUCAGUUUGGUGACUGACGCACCAGAUGAAUCUCGUGUUCCACCUGAACCGAGUUCAAUAACCUGCUACAAAUAUCCCAACAGUAUCGCGGUGUGGUGGUCACCCCCAUUAGACAAAAGCAUAAAAGUGAGUGGGUAUAUACUCGGCUAUGGUCCAAACAUCCCCGACGUUGAAAUGAAAAAACUUAGUUCGGACAGCCGUCAUUAUGUUAUCGAGAACCUGGAACCGGCUAGCUCGUAUAUUAUAAAACUCCGGGCAGUCAACAAAGCGGGCGAAGGAAAAUCAAUUUAUGAAAUAAUCGAUCAACAUUCAGAGUCAACUUGUGUAUGUUACAAUUGGCUUCACUCCCUCCCCAAAAACGCCACAUUUCGUCCACGUUGCUGUGACAACGGAGAUUUUAAGGCGCUGCAGUGUUACAACCCAAAUGACUGCUGGUGCUUUGAUGCGAAAGGGACGGAAGUGAAAGGCUCGCGGGGUCCCCAAACAAAGACUGAGGAAGAUUGUAAUAGACCCGAGGCUUGUCUCAUGACGAGAACAGUCGAUUGUGGUGGUCCAAUUACACCAACAGAUGCACCAAAAUUAAAAACGCCGCUAAAUGUACGAGCACAAGCACUUUCAGAGUCGGUGAUAAUGGUGGAGUGGCAAGGGGAUACUAGAUUUACGUACACCGUCCGUUACAAGGCAAACUUCUCGUCUUCACGUUACAAGUUCAUCAAUACAUCAUACUUCUCCCUAAACGUGCCCGAGCUGAAACCAGAUACCAUGUACAUCUUUGAUGUGAUGGCAAACGAAGGGAGAAGAUCAAGCGAUUAUAGUAUCGAGGCUUCCGCCAAGACAAAGGAUGCGACUCCGACGUCGCCACCUAUGAAUGUUAAUGUGGUACCAGUUCCGAAUUCACCCACAACAAUGCAGGUUAAUUGGUUGCCUCCUAGCCAACCUAAUGGACUAAUAACAGGUUAUGUUGUGUACUAUUCCACUAAUGGUGACUUAAAGCCAAAUAAAUGGUCGAAAGAAUUUGUGGAUGGUGACGGGAUGACCACAUUGAUUCAACCUUUGACCUGCAAAACUAUGUAUUAUUUUAUGAUGCUAGCAAAAAAUAGGAAAGGAGAGGGACCACUCUCACCCAAGACAAGUGUAAUGACCCCAGAAUGUGAACCAACUGCAGCAAUAACAAAUGAUAAUAGACAAACAACAGUGGAUACUGUUACACAAGCUGCCAUUAAAAGUGGAAAUGUGGAUGAAGCCACGAUCCCUCGCUGGUUGUGGUUCCUUAUCAUUGGCAUAGCCUUCCUAAUUCUCUUCCUGGCCAUCCUUCUCAUCCUCUGCAUUGCCUGUGGUUGCUGUGUCUGCUGUGCUGAUCUGUGUCCAUGUUUUGCGUCCUGCUGUGCUGGAUGCCGGUCCUGCUGGGCUGAAUGCUGUCCCUGCUGUUGUGCGGCAGAGGAUAAGAGCAUGACCAAGGUUAUGUACCAGAAACCACCUAGUGGAGAUGGACCAGAUGUUGUGUUCAACAUCCGCAAUAAACCUUUAGGAGAAAUGUUGCCACUAAGAAGUGAUACAGAAAUUGAUGAAUCUGCAUUUAUAGCAUCUGAAACAAAAGGUGCAUUGGAGGCAGCUUACACUGGGAUGCUGCUUAAUGGAGGCAUUAAGUCGAGUAAAAGUGGAAGCGUGACAAGUGAUCAAGCCACGUUCAGCUCAGACAAAGUUAAUAAGUAUGAAGGGUCAACAUCAUCAUAUGUGUCAUCAUGCUACAGCUCGUCAAUGGAGUCAGAUGUGCAUUGUGCAAGCACACUUAGAAUAGAGGACAAAGAUGCACGAACCAGGAAUCCAGAUGGUCAUCUUAGAAGCGGUGGAGGGCAUACAGGCACCUGGUCAAGUUCUCAUGGCUACUGGUCUGCAUACCCACAAUCAACACCUACUACCAAUUCUCGGUGCGCACCUUCUAGCUUGCCACCUCCCCACCCCAUCUAUUGCCCCCCUUCCUCUGGCUAUGGUAGUUUGAAUGAGCCAAGAGUCAAAGCACUUAGCACUGCGCAUGCUGACAUGGAGAUGGAAACAGCAACCACAAACCAUGUUACUUCCUCUCAUGUGUCAAAUGGGUCCGCUAAAACUGAGUUUAUACCGCUGCAAGCUUUGAGCGGGAAGAUAAUUGGUAUGUCUGAUAUCGAUGUCGAAAGUGUGGCAUCAACUGAUCGACAAUCAACCAUUCAGCAAUCAGCAGUUUCAACUCCGCCGGUAGCUGUUACUUCGUACGUAUCGGAACCAGGGAGUGCAGCGUUCACUGUCGCAUACGAGGAGUCCACCACUCAUCAUUCGGUUGAACGCACUGUUCCUAUGUCCGAUGGCAGCCAUGUUAAGACCACAUCAAGCCACAAAUCGUUUGAGAAGUCUUACACAACUUCAGACCGUAACAACGAUGAUGUUAUUCCAUCGAUCUUAGCAAGCGGAUUUGCCAAUCAGCCUCUUGCCAUUGAGGUUCCCGGUUCACCGGUGCAAACAGCUCCGACUCUUGCGAUAACAGCUCCACCUUAUGCAACAGUUGAUCGUUCUGGCAGUCAUGGCACUGGCUCAGCAACCGUUAGACCCAUUAUUCAAUCAGUCCAAGAUAUUCCAAGCACACUUCAAAUGAAUGGCACAAUAGACCGUAAUCGCACCGACCUAAAUAUGGCAACCACAAUUCGUCUUGGAACAUCAGACCGAUUGCAUGCCCCACAAAAGAUAGGCGUAGGUCGUUCGAUGGGAGACCUAAGUAUUAAUUCUGACCGCCUUGGGGGCUCAUUUCAUGAUGGACGCAAGAUGAACAUAAGCAAAGCGAGAAGUUUUAUGCAUAUUGCUGGACCACCAUCAAGAUAUCAUAGCGGAAUGAGUUCUAGCUAUACCGGUGCCAAUACCAUGAGCCGAUUAAGUGAUAAUCGUUCUGGUGCUACUAGUCUAGAAUCUGCUAGAUUUGGCCUCUCAACUGUUCCCAAUGCUCGCCUACUACGAAGACCAGUACACACCCAACAAAAUGGCGACAUACAUAGAGAUGGUGAUUUGAAGGGUAUUGACCCCCUUUCUGAAGACCAAAUGAGUGACACUCUAUCCGGGCUUAAUGAGGGCCUAAGCUCUCUGACAUCGCACCUUCAUGCCGAGACUCGAGAACCUGUUGUUCAGCGUUCUGGUGCUAUACCUAUUCCCAGUAGGCGUUUAAAUGUAUCCAGCGAAAAUGAUCAAGAAUUUAGUCAGUCGAUGCCGAGUGGCUACUCAUAUGGCUCUCACUCCCACAGCAUGGGGCAAUCCGGGGACCAUUUUAUGAGUUCAUACCGGAGGUCAGAAACCAAUGAGCGUGACGCAGGAUUCUCGUAUUCAUCUAAUAAUAACAAUUCGUGCGGAACUCAGUUGACAAUGUCAGGUGAUCUGAUUGAUCAAUCAGGUUAUCAGAGUGAAUCAAAUUUGUCUCAAGAUGAGAGCAAUGCACACCAGCCUCCAACUCCACAUGUUUCUACUCAUCCACUUUCUAGUUUUAGUGUACCUGGUCCACCACCACACUAUGGCACUUUGCCAAAAUCUCCACCUGCCCAGCCUAGAGUAAAAAUAAGUGCACCAAGCUACAGCUUGUUGAAACGUCAACAGCAAGCAGUUAAUCGCAAUCGAUCACACCCUCUUCCAGUAGUAACACCGAGGGCCCCUGAUGUUACUUAUAGAACAGUAGAAGCUGCAAGUCCCGGGUCCAGCACAGCAAGAUCAUUCAGCACUGAGGAUUUAAAUGCAGAGAUGUUGAAUCUUGAGGGACUUAUGAAAGACUUAAAUGCUAUUACACAAUCUGAUAUUGAUUGCUAGUGCGCCCUCUGUAGGCUAGGUCAACCCAUGUAUCAACAGUACAUUAGAUCUUAAUCUGGAAAUAAAAAACCAGAUAGGAAGUCAAACGAAUGUCAAGAAUAAAUGCCAAGAUACGUAUGUCAAUCGAGAUUGUUGCUAAGAGACAGUGAAGUUACAGUGAGGGUAACUGGUACACGGUGAAGUCACUUCGGCGAAAGUGUGAGUCAUCGGAGCAAUCCAGCUCCUGGCCUUUGGUUUAUCUUGCCUUCCGAUUCAAAUUGAUGAAUGUGAUCAGUUGAGAUUUGAACAAAUGCUUCAAGGAUAUUAGAUGCUUCUCCAUUCCAAAUGGUGCGAGGUGUUUUUGCAUCGCUGUUUACGUUACAUGAUAAUGGGAGAAUCUCCAUUAUGAAUUAUUAUAUUGAUUGGUCCAUACAUGGUGAUGGGAUAUUUUAAACUCUUACUGUCGUUUGUUAAAAAAAUAUUGUAUCCCAGAGAAAGUUGGGAAAAUAUUAUCUUUUUUGAAGAUAGUUUAUGGGUACCAUAAAUGAUAAUUGGAGGAUUUGAAGUAUGAAUCUCCAUUUUAUGGAAUUCAUCCAUGGAACAAAUCAAUUUUCACAUUUUAUUCCUAAACCACUGUCUUUCCAAUGAUGCUGUAAAAGUAAUAUAGAAUAUUAUUAGGAAAAAACAAAAUGUUGGGUUAAAUAUUGAGCUAAUGUUGUCAUGACUAGAAUACAGCAAUGAAUGUCCCAAGAAAUUUAUGAAUAAUCUAUUUCUCCGUGCCUGCGUCGUGUCAUUGUGUUAAGCACAGACACACUUUCUAGCGAUUUUCAACGCCCAUUCCUCUGGUACCGUUGAGAUAUUGCCAUCAUAAUGUUUUCAUAAUGUCACAGUGUUGUAAAUAUCAAGGAUGCAAGCUGCUGCUGGUUUACUCGGUCUAAUUUGAUUCCUUUUAAGAUGGACAUAAUUUAUUAUAAGAUAUAUUAUGUAUAUAUUAUAUAAACAUAAAUGAUUAUGUUUAUACAUAUAUAUAUAUAUAUAUAUCAUUGUUACAUUCAUAUACAUGGUUUAUAUAUGAUAUGUAUGUAAUUCGUAAACGUAUGUACAUUCAAUAAUAAUUAAGUAUAUAUUAAUUACUUAAUUUUGUUUGUAUAUGCAGUGUGUAAUGUUU